AUGUUUUUUCAGGAUAAGAAGUUUUUAAAGAAGGCUUUUCAAUUUAGUGAUGAAAAUUAUGACCCAGCACACACUGAGCAUAAAUGUAAACAGAAGGAAUUAGAAGAACUUAGGACUGUUACAAAGCCUGUUUAUGAAGAUCUCAAUGGUUAUUUUGGUAACAUCAAGGGUCAAAUACCUGCAUUUGGUUACCCUAGCAUCAGUUUCGAAGAGGAAGGAUCCUCUGAUUCUACCUGGGGGAAAAUCUAUCAUAAUAUUAUCCAGAAUAGUUCUAUUAAAGAUCUAUACCUCAAGAGAAUGCUGAAGGAGUAUAAGAAGGAAAAAUCAAAGAAUAAGAGAAUUAUGAAACAGUUCGCACUAGGGCGUAAAAUUACAUUACAAAAUCCUGGGCAUCCUCAUGAUUCUGAAGAAGAUGAUAUAAAACAGAAGUAUAAUGAAAGGUACUCUAGUGUGCGUAUCUCGUCAAGUCUAUUGACAGGAAAAUAUCCCUUAGGACAUAUACAAUCAGUGAAUAAUUCCUGGACCCCGAGUCAAGAAUGAAAUAUUACACUGAAUAAAUCGAAGUUCAGAUCAAAACCUCAUUGAUUGAAACUGAAUAAUUAUGCAGGUAAAUCUAGAGCGAAGACUACCAGAAAUAAGGAAAAUAACAAAAUGAAAAGAGGAAGGAUGAUGAGUCAAGAGAUCAUUAUAAACGUCAAUUCAAAAACACCAAAAUUCACAUCAAAACAUCAUCCUGCCGCCCUAAAAAACCCUAAAUCUAAACCAAUUAUUCCUAAAAAAUCCCAAAUUCUCCCUGAUCCUCACUCUCAGAGCCGCCAUAACCUCUGCAAACUCGAAUUUUUCAAUCGAAAGCCCAAGAGACUGUCUAUUAAACAGCGUCUUCGUAAUAAAUAAAGUUGUCAAUAGUACAAUAUCAAGAUUGUUCCCACAUAAUAGUGAUAAGAUUAAGAAGAACUACAGGCUGAAGACCAACAGGAUGACGAAAUUGCUAGAAAAGAUUAGCAACGGCAUUAAGAAAGACAACAACGGCCUCACAAAGCCUUUUGGGUUAAGAAAAUUUAGUCUAUAAUCAAUACGGUGUUAUAAA
Messenger RNA from Moneuplotes crassus, 1087 nucleotides. The record is from the annotation of a GenBank genome assembly. Lineage: Eukaryota; Ciliophora; Spirotrichea; Euplotida; Euplotidae.